This is a messenger RNA of Panicum virgatum (switchgrass), 1263 nucleotides long. Its product is annotated as psbP domain-containing protein 5, chloroplastic-like. The transcript is spliced from 11 exons. Lineage: Eukaryota; Viridiplantae; Streptophyta; Magnoliopsida; Poales; Poaceae. The coding region runs from base 128 to 1039 and encodes 303 amino acids. The record is from RefSeq and is a predicted model, not a curated record.
GCCUGCUCAACUAGAUAGAUCUUUUUCGCUCAACGGUUUGGAUAGAAUAGAACCUGCUGCUUCUCCAUCCUUCAGUCAGUCCGCCCCCCGACUGGACGUAGGACGCGGGGACUGAGGCCGGCGAGCCAUGGCGGCGGCUCUCCUCUCCCCUUCUCCCUCUCUCCCGAGCCCCAACUCACAGUCCUCGCUUCGCCCAAGGAGCGGGGGCGCGCUCGGCGCGGGAGCAGCGCGCGUUCCACUACCGAGGAGGAGGAUCCGUGUGCUCACCUCGUGCUCUCGCGAGCCUGCUGCCGGGAACCGCUGGUUGGAGGUGGAAAGGAGGCGCCUUCUCCUCUCCGGGCUCAUGUCUUCUGUCGCAAUCGCACUCCCAAUUUCAGAAUCAUAUGCUGCCAUGGAGACUGAUGAAGAUGUGAAGAUGAGGACGCAAGUUGAUGAGAUCAAUGCAUAUUCUUUUCUUUACCCUGUCGAACUACCAGGAAAGAAAUUCUCCUUCAAAUGGGUAGAGUCCAGAAAACCGGAACGAUACUCCUCUGCAGCGCCACUAUCGCCUGAUGCACGGCAACGUAUUGUAUCGGAGCGAGUUGACAUGAUACAUAAUGUUGUCAUCUCAGUCUCGAUUGGGCCACCAAAUUCACGUUUUUUACCUUCAAAAGACAAGAGUUCAUGGGAUCCAAAAGAUGUUGCUGAUUGCAUUUUGUCUGAUAGAUCUACCCUGAAAGUAACGACUGGCCAGCGCAUGACAGAGAGCUCUGUCCUUGAUGCACACUGUACAGAGGUUGAUGGAGAACCGUACUGGUAUUAUGAGUAUCUAGUUCGGAAAUCGCCAACGAAGUCAGCACCAGAACCAAAUUUGUUUCGACAUAAUGUAGCGUGCACUGCUGAGCGAGAUGGGUACCUGUACUCACUAAAUGCUUCCACUCUCAGCAAGCAGUGGGAAUCUAUGGGACCUUUUCUACAAAAGACUGUGGCAUCCUUUCGCCUUCUCCCCCCUACAGACAGCUACGUUCCUCCUUACAAGGAUCCUUGGAGAUUUUGGUGACAUGGUUAUUCUUUUUGCUGUUUCAUUUUUUUCGCUUCUGGUUUUAGACCAUGUUUCACGUAGUGGAUGUCUAGUGAGUGCUUGUACUUUCAGCAUGACUGAUAAAAUUGUUGGAAUAUAAGUGAAUUGCCCACCUCUCCCCCAUCAGCUUAAGCUUUUGGGUUGAACUGGUCGGUGCAUGCAACUCAAUAUGGUAUCAAAGCCAGAGGUCUCGAGUUCGAAUC